UCUUUUAAACUAACAUACUAAUCUUAUUCGCAGUGUAAUUUCUCUAAUGUACUUUUUUAUCUCAUGGUCUUUCUCUCUCAACGAUCCUUUUCCCACUGCCAUCGAAUUUUUCAGAUUGAGUGUUUGAACAAAUUAGGAUGACAGAUUGUUGACGAAACAAGGAACCUACUUAUGUAAGAGGUUAUGUUAAACGGAUGCCAUGAAUUCUGGUGCAUGCUAGCAAUGAGUUUGAUGUGGGUUAGUGUUUGAUUUGUUUGGGCAUUUGUUUCUGUAGACAUUGCCUUCUAUGGUUAGUUUUGAUAUUUAACCAUUUUCACAAAUUAUAACAAAAAAAUGGUUCAACAACCAACCCUUUUCCAAAUUAUCCCAAACCUCCAAACCCGCAUGUGGGGUAGCUCACCAGCUAGAUAUGGAGCAAAAACGACAACUCCCACCCCUAUCAAAUUCAUCAUUUUUCUCCUUAUAUAUAUUUUUCCAAGUAUUAUUUUUAUUUUCCCAACUGUGUUUUGGUCCCUCAAACCAUAAUUAAUCAACCCCGUUUCUCCUUCCAAAUACAUUUAUUUUCUGCCACCACCUCAUUAAUAAUUAGGCACAGAAAAAGAAAAACAGAAAAAAAAAAAUCUGCACCUCCCUCCCGGCUUUGUUUGGUUCCCAUAAGAGAAAGGAAUCCCACUUUUCCCCCUAUCUUCUUUGUCCUCAUCAAUCAUGAUUCACAUUUCACAUGCAACUAGCUAGUUCCAAAGUAACAUUUCACAGCAGCAGCAGCAGCCAGAGAUUCUCCGAAGCACAGAUUCCGCCAUGGAAGAAGAAUCUUCCAUCCACGAGAUCCGAGCCCCUCUCCUAACCAAGUCAACGGAGAGAGAUGAAGACCUUCCUUCCUCAUCAUCAUCUGCCUCGUCGUCAUCGCCUCACAAGGUCCAAGAAGAAGUUGAAGAGGAGGAGAACUCGCCGGUGAAACAGGUGGCGAUGACGGUCCCGACAACAGACGACCCGACCCUACCGGUGCUAACUUUCCGGAUGUGGGUCCUGGGCACGCUCUCCUGCGUGCUGCUGUCGUUUCUGAACCAGUUUUUUUGGUACCGGACCGAGCCGCUGACCAUCACGGCCAUCUCGGCCCAGAUCGCGGUGGUGCCGCUGGGCCAGCUCAUGGCGGCCCGAAUCACGGACCGGGUCUUCUUCCGCGGGUCGAGGUGGGAGUUCACGCUCAACCCGGGCCCGUUCAACGUGAAGGAGCACGUGCUCAUCACCAUCUUCGCCAACUCGGGGGCCGGUAGCGUGUACGCCAUACACAUCGUUACCGUGGUCAAGGCUUUCUACAAGAAGAACCUCACGUUUUUCGUGUCCCUCAUUGUCGUCAUCACCACGCAGGUGCUGGGGUUUGGGUGGGCGGGGAUAUUCCGGCGGUAUCUCGUGGAGCCGGCGGCGAUGUGGUGGCCGGCCAAUCUCGUCCAGGUCUCCUUGUUCAGGGCCUUACACGAGAAGGAAGAACGGUCCAGAGGCGGCCUGACACGAAACCAAUUCUUCCUCAUCGCACUCACCUGCAGCUUCGCCUACUACGUCUUCCCGGGAUACAUCUUCCAAAUGCUCACUUCCAUGUCCUGGGUCUGCUGGAUCUUCCCGCAAUCCGUCCUGGCCCAACAGCUCGGAUCGGGCCUCAACGGGCUGGGGCUCGGAGCCGUGGGAUUCGACUGGUCCGCCAUCUCAUCCUACCUCGGCAGCCCACUCGCCAGCCCAUGGUUCGCCACCGCCAACGUCGCCGCCGGGUUCGUGUUCAUCAUGUACGUCGUCACCCCGAUCGCCUACUGGUUCAACUUCUACCGAGCCAAGACUUUCCCCAUUUUCUCCGACAGCCUCUUCACCGCCGCCGGGCAGGAGUACAACAUCUCCUCCAUCAUCGACUCCUCCUUCCACCUCGACCUCGCCGCCUACGAGAGCCAAGGCAACCUUUAUCUCAGCACGUUUUUCGCCAUGACUUAUGGAGUUGGGUUCGCCGCCCUCACCGCCACAAUUGUCCACGUUGCCAUGUUCCAUGGAAGGGAGAUAUGGGAGCAGAGUAGGGCGAGUUUUGGGGAGAAGUCGAUGGAUAUACACACCAAGUUGAUGAGCAAAUACAAGCAAGUGCCAGAGUGGUGGUUUUGGUGCAUACUGCUUGCGAAUGUCGGGGCUACCGUUUUUGCCUGCGAGUAUUACAACGAGCAGCUUCAGUUGCCGUGGUGGGGUGUGCUGCUGGCUUGUACCAUUGCCAUUGUUUUCACUCUGCCCAUUGGGAUCAUUACCGCCAUUACAAACCAGACUCCUGGGCUGAACAUAAUCACGGAGUACAUAAUCGGGUAUGUGUACCCAGGGUACCCUGUAGCCAACAUGUGCUUCAAAGUCUAUGGCUACAUAAGUAUGACGCAGGCCAUCACUUUCCUCCAAGAUUUCAAACUCGGCCACUACAUGAAGAUCCCACCUAGAACCAUGUUCAUGGCACAGGUAGUGGGGACUCUUAUUGCCUGCUUCACCUACCUGUCCACGGCGUGGUGGCUGAUGGAAUCCAUCCCCGACAUUUGCGAGCGUACUGCCUCCAACACGGUCUGGACGUGUCCAGGGGACACGGUCUUCUAUGACGCAUCCGUCAUCUGGGGUUUGAUCGGUCCGCGCAGAAUCUUCGGCGACCUCGGAUUCUACGCCUCCGUGAACUGGUUCUUCCUAGGAGGAGCGGUUGCCCCAAUUCUGGUCUGGCUGGCCACCAGGGCGUUCCCCCGACAGGAGUGGAUAAGGCUGAUUAACAUGCCGGUUUUGAUUGGUGCGACGGGCUCGAUGCCGCCGGCCACAGCGGUGAACUACACGAGCUGGAUUCUGGCCGGGUUUCUGUCCGGGUUCGUGGUGUUCAGGUACCGGCCGGAGAUGUGGCAGAGGUACAACUACGUGCUGUCGGGUUCGUUGGAUGCAGGGCUGGCGUUUAUGGGGGUGUUGCUGUAUUUGUGCUUGGGGUUGGAGAAUGUGAGUUUGGAUUGGUGGGGGAAUGAUCUUGAUGGCUGUCCCUUGGCUUCUUGUCCUACAGCUCAAGGUAUUGUUGCGAGAGGAUGCCCUGUUUCUAGUUAAGGAUGGAUGUAUCUCUUCUGGGGUGGAAGGAAAGGAAGGGUGUUGAGUUGAGAGGAACAAAAGUUGUUGAUUUUUUUCAUCUUUUUCCCCCCUCUAUUGGGAAGGUUCGGAGGAAUGAAUUGGUACAUAUUUGUUUGCACAUGGUAGCGUGUAAAAUUGUUCAUAUGGUUUGGCGAAUAUUGAUCCUAUCUUUUGUAUUUUUUUCUUUCUGCUUUUUGCUCAUCAUUAUAAUUCUUCUUCACAUGUAAAUAGUUCGAAUAUUGGUUGUCCUCAAAAAUCGAUUUGCUACCGGACUAAUUAUGCAAAAAAAAUUGAACUUUUGGUGGUUUGGAUGAUGAAUUUUAGCUCAUCAAUUUGACCCAAUUUGGAUGAAGCAAUUUGAUAUGAGAAAUUUUGAAUUUAUUAGUUUCGAGACAAGUACUAGGGGCAUGUAAUUUGGAAUUGACUGGUUUUAAAUGAUUUUUUUUUUAGGAUGAUAUAUGUUUACUUUUUGUGUGGUUUAAAUACUACUUACGGAAUUUGGAUCUUGAGACCUCCAUAUUAUAGACUAAUGGUAUUACCCCUUGUUAUGAAAACUAGCCCGAACCGGCCGGUCAGACCGAUAAAACCGGACCCGGGCACAAAUCCGGCCCUGGAAGAAAGUAAACGGGCGACUUUAGUAGAUUUAACGUGAGCCUCCUGCCUCCCUCUUUUGCUAUUUUUUAAUUAAUAAUUCAGAAAAGGAAACAAAGGUAACGAAAGAAUUAAAUAACCCUACCCUAUUCUCCGAAUCUCCACUAUAGGCACCUACUUUUUUUAUUUUGACUUUUUCAUUCUUUUUGUAUACUUAUUUCUUCUUAUGUAGAGCCAAUUAUCGGUUUUCAAUACUGAUUAAUCAACGGUUAUCCGAUAAACCGUGAACCUCUCAUUAAUCUGGAUCGAUGUCCGGUUCGGUUUUGACAACACUGGUAUUACCACCAAACCAGACUCUUGUUUGUUUACAUGACUCAUUUUAUAAAAACGAGACAAUUGGCCAAAUUGUCUUGUUUUGCUAUUGAUCCAUCCAAAUGAAGAUGAACUACAUUUGGCACCAACUAGGGCUGCAAAUGAGCCAAGUCGAGUUCAAACUAGCUUGCAUAAUAAAAUUUUAACUCGUAUUUGAUAUAUUUAUUUUGGUUGUUAUACAUGAUACAUGUGAUUAAUGUUAAGAUGGAAAUGAAAAUGAUAAUAAUAAUAAUAAUAGUUAAAUGUUCAAUAUCAACUAAUCUCAUGUUAUACUUUCUAGCAUCAAAUUAUUUAGUUAAAAAUUUUAACUAGUGAAAAUUAUGUUAUUCCAUAAUAUCGAAGCAAUUUAUGAUACAUAAUUUAUUUUUAAAAUUGGAUAAGGCAUAUUUACUCACAUAAUCUACGUGUUAAACUUCAUAUAGGGUGAGAUAUGUAAUUUAACAAUCCUAUGAAUUAUCAUAAAUUCAUAAUCAAACUGAUAAUGAUCAAUUCGCUCAUAAUUAGGUAACCGAGUUAGCUCUGUAGCCACAAUGUUGAGAGUUGAGAUAUCUCAUAAGCUCCAAAUGAGCCAGCUCACGAGUUGAGCUCAAUAAGCCACCGAGUCGAACUAGCUCGCGAGCUCCGUGAGCUGCAGAUGGCUAAAAAGCUCGGCUCAUUAGUAAACGAGUUGAGUUCUGACUGAGCUUUUUCCGAGUUGAGCGAGCAGCUCAGCUCAUUUGCAGCCCUAUCACCAACUAAAAGUCUGUAUAGAAGUCAGAAGAAUUGGAACAUUAAAAUCAUGAAUUGUUU
This is a messenger RNA of Linum trigynum, 4860 nucleotides long. The record is from the annotation of a GenBank genome assembly. Lineage: Eukaryota; Viridiplantae; Streptophyta; Magnoliopsida; Malpighiales; Linaceae.